Molecule: messenger RNA, 2404 nt
Organism: Coturnix japonica (Japanese quail)
Lineage: Eukaryota; Metazoa; Chordata; Aves; Galliformes; Phasianidae
Gene: CLDN8
Product: claudin 8
Cellular component (GO): membrane; bicellular tight junction
Molecular function (GO): structural molecule activity
Source: RefSeq, a predicted model, not a curated record
UGCCGGUUUACACACACCCCGUCUCGUCUUGACUCUUGCUUUGGAAAGCUGUUCCACUUGAUUGCUCGGUUUGCCUCUUUGAGUCAGUGGUGGCCUGGGAAUUAUAAAGAUGACAAAGGCUCAGCCAAGUCCCUGGUAGCGCGUGCCAGAUUCGAGCUGAUUUAAGGCUGCGCAGCCUGACUCUGGAACUUUCUUCACACAAACGAAAGCUACUUUUGGACAGUUUCUUUCUUUCUUUUUUUUCUUUCUUUUUUUUUGCCAUCUCGUGGAACCUGCCGAGCGGUGCACACCUUGCAGAGGCAACAUGAUCAAUGGUGCAUUGCAGAUUGCCGGGCUGCUCCUCGGUGGCCUCGGCAUGAUUGGGACAUUUGCAGUCACGGGCAUGCCUCAGUGGAGGGUGUCUGCCUUCAUCGAGAACAACAUCAUUGUGUUUGAGACCAUUUGGGAAGGCCUGUGGAUGCACUGCAUCAGGCAAGCCAACAUCAGGAUGCAGUGCAAGGUCUACGACUCCGUGCUGGCCCUCUCUCCAGACCUGCAGGCAUCCAGGGGAUUGAUGUGUGCUGGGUCGGUGCUCUCCUUCCUGGCUUUCCUAGUUGCCACUGUUGGAAUGAAGUGCACGCGGUGCCGGCAGAGCGGUUGGCCGACCAAGGGCUAUAUCCUCUUGGCAGCUGGGCUCCUCUUCAUCCUCUCAGGUACCACUGCACUCGUUCCAAUCUGCUGGGUUGCCAACACCAUCAUCAAGGACUUCUACAACCCUGUGGUCAAUGUGGCACAGAAAAGGGAGCUUGGUGAGGCCCUCUAUCUGGGCUGGGUGGCUGCUUUCUGCCUUAUGGCUGCUGGAGCCAUAUUCUGCUGCUUUUGCCGCUGUUGUGAGAAAACCAGGAGCUACAACUACUCUGUGCCUCCUCACCAGCUGCCACUCAACCAACACUUGCACGGGACCACCGAAAGUGCCUACUCCAAGAGUCAGUACGUCUAGAUGCCUCCAGCCUUUUCCUCAUUCUUAUCUUUUCUUUAGGCAUUUUUUAAAACUGUUCAAUCUGUCUGGAUGGAUUUGAAUGAAAGUUGCCUUUCCUCCUGUUCUAACUGCUGCUGUGGUCACUGCAUACAACCCUCAGUGGGCUCUUCUGGAGUAACGCUGCAGCAUGGACAGUUGUACCAAAUGGGAAGAUGAAUGUUUAAUGCUAUCUUAUAGCAACUUGGAAUAGCUUUGGGGUUGCGUGGAUCUGCUUUGGGUUGCAUUUUAUGUGUAAAAUAGAAAUGAAGGGCUUAAAGUUCCAUGGCGAUAUGAAAUACAGGCCUACUGCAAAGAAAAGGGGUGCUGAGCUUAUAAUUCCUUUUUUUUUUUUUUUCUUUCCUGGGAAAGAGGGAUAACAGUGAAUAAGGACAAGAUAACAAUGGUUUAAAAGAAAAGCGUUCACUAAUGGAUUGAUUUACUGUGGGUUUGCUGGAGAGUUUUGUGAGGAAUUUAUUCAUCAAAGGAAGGUAAGCUGAAAUACAUGAAAAAUACCCCUUAUUUCAGAGAACAAAUACAGCUCUAUAUUCAUCCUAAAUACCAUCAUUUUGGUGAAAGUUACUAUUUCUUUUGUAAUCCAUAAAGGUCGAACUCAUUCACAUCCUUCUUUUUAGAAGUGGCAGUUUUCCCAACUCCUUGUAACUCAGAACAUUUUGUAGUAUUGCAUAGGUUGGACUGUGUUGGCUAGCUGCCACAGGAUGCUAUGAAAUAUAUGCCUGUGAAAAAUGAUCUUUUGAUCAGUCAGGCCCAUAUUUUUGCUGAGAUCCACUCAUACCAGCAUGGUUUAUAGGCAAAAGAGCAUAAACAAUGAUAAUAUUUUCUAACAGCUAACACCAAAACAAGCUCAACAAUAUUUUUAAUAACAAGAUCAUGUACCCAUAAUAAAGAACAAUGUAAUGAAACUAAGUCUACAGAAAAAUAAAUGUAGCUCCAUAAAAAUUAAUGUAAGAAAAGACCAAAAUUAAUCAAUAGUGAUAAUAUUUUUAAUAGAAUUUUGUAACCUCGGGCCUGUGGAAACUAAUGGCAUUUUGCCUUUGACUUAACUGAUGACACAAUUCAAUUUGUGGUGUUUAAUGGAGAACAACAUUUUUGCUCUCAAGUGUGAUUGACUGUUUUAAAUAUUUUGUAGAAAGUUUAUGAUGUGAUCUGUAAUUCUGUGGCAAAUUCCUUAGACUAUUACUACUUGAAAAAUCAGAAUCAAAUUCUUCAUAACAUGCAACUCUGAGCAAGCUAGAAAAAAUAAUCUUCACACUACUCUAAAACUGUCUCUUUGUAGUGUUUAUAAGAUCAAUAUUAAGAUAUUCAGGGAAAGUUCAAGUUGGAUAUUAGGAAGCAUUUCUUCUCAGCAAGAGCAGUGAGGCAGUGGCACGGGCUGUCCAGGGAGGUGUG